Dentiscutata heterogama is the source of this 1218-nucleotide messenger RNA. The record is from the annotation of a GenBank genome assembly. NCBI's taxonomy places the organism in Eukaryota, Fungi, Glomeromycota, Glomeromycetes, Diversisporales, Gigasporaceae.
GCGAAAUAUCUGUAGGAAGGGGUAAUUCGAACGACAUCAUUGUAAAAGAUCAGGAAAUUGCCAAACGACACGCAAGAAUUAUUGUAAAUUAUCAGGGACAAGUCGAAAUUAAAGAAUUAGGUUCAGAUUAUGGGAUUUUUGUUAAUGGCGAAAAACUUGGAUUUCGUACCUCCCGUCUUUUAAUAAGAGAUGACGUGAUUUCAAUGGGACGUAGCGAAUUUCAAUAUCUUCCCACUGGAGAAUAUAAAAAUCAUUUUAAAAGUAUCAAUGAUCAAAAUGAUCAUAUGGCUGGAGAUUACGCUUUAAAAGAGUUAGCUACAUUAAUUCAAAAUAAUAAUGUUCGUUCUGAAGAUAUUUUUGCGAGAUAUGGUGGAGAUGAGUUUACUCUUCUUCUCAAAGAUACUAAUAAAAUGUUGGCCUUUGAAAUUGCAGAAAAAAUUCGAGAUUCUGUUGAAACCCAUUCGUUUAUUUAUAAUAAAAUCAAAUUAUCAGUUACACUUAGCAUUGGAGUUUCUGAAAUGAAUUCGUCAGUAAAAACUUGUAACGACUUACUCCUUCAUGCAGACAACGCCUCGAAAAAAGCUAAAGAAUGUGGCCGCAAUCGAAUAAUAAUAUGGAGCGAUGAACCAAAUUCAACACUUGAGAAUGAAAAUCGUCUAAGUGAAUCACCUAAUAAAUCUACAGAAAAUGGAAAUAAUAAUUAUAAAGAAUUAUUUUGUACUUCUUCCUCAGCAAUGAGUGAUUCUUUUUCUCCAACAGUAGAUGCUUCCUUUUCCUCAUCUUUUUCCUCAACAAUGGAUGAUGAAAUUGGCAUUACAAUGGUUAAAUCAGAUUUAGAAAAUAAAAGGACAGAAUGUUAUAUGUAUUUUCCUAGAAAGGAAACCCUCGAUUUUAUUCGAACUAAACUUGAAGAAUAUGAUUUUCACAUGGGAACUAAUUGUCAUUUUACAGUAAAAAAUGGGGCCCUAAUUUUACGAAAAGACGAGUCUAAAUUAAAUAUUUUACGAAUUAUCGAAACUCGUGAUAAUGAUACCCAUUGUUUAUAUAUUAAAGAAAGAGCAGAAUUUGAUUUGUUACAGUUAAAAUAUGAGAAAGGUUUCAAAUUUGGUACAGAUGGUUCUAUUGGAAAUGCUAGUUAUAAAGCUUUUGAAAUUGAUAUCAAUAAAAUUGAAUUUUCGGAUCCAGGAUUUGUUCGUGAAGAAAAAGAAUACAAAUGUA